Messenger RNA from Ochotona curzoniae (black-lipped pika), 2448 nucleotides. RefSeq names its product leucine rich repeat containing 8 VRAC subunit E (gene LRRC8E). The transcript is spliced from 2 exons. Lineage: Eukaryota; Metazoa; Chordata; Mammalia; Lagomorpha; Ochotonidae. The record is from RefSeq and is a predicted model, not a curated record. Gene Ontology annotation, molecular function: protein binding. Bases 1 to 2448 code for a protein of 815 amino acids.
AUGAUCCCCGUGGCGGAGUUCAAGCAGUUCACGGAGCAGCAGCCUGCAUUCAAGGUGCUGAAACCCUGGUGGGAUGUGCUGGCAGAGUACCUCACCGUGGCCAUGCUCAUGAUUGGCGUCUUUGGCUGCACCCUGCAGGUGACACAGGACAAGAUCAUCUGUCUGCCAAGCCAUGAGCCCCGGGAGAACGUGUCGGAGGCCCCGUGCCAGGAGCUGCUGCCGCGGGGGGUGUCGGAGCAGAUCGGGGGGCUCCGGGAGGUCAGUGGCCUCAAGAACAACCUAGACCUGCAGCAGUAUAGCUUCAUCAACCAGCUGUGCUACGAGACGGCCCUGCACUGGUACGCCAAGUACUUCCCCUACCUGGUGGUCAUCCAUACGCUCAUCUUCAUGGUAUGUACCAGCUUCUGGUUCAAGUUCCCGGGCACCAGCUCCAAGAUCGAGCACUUCAUCUCCAUCCUGAGCAAGUGUUUCGAUUCACCCUGGACCACGCGGGCCCUGUCCGAGGUCUCCGGGGAGAACCACAAGGGUCCAGUGGCUGCCAGCGGCAAAGGUGCGGCCACCGGGACGUCUGUUGCUGCCACUGCCGCUGCCGCUGCCGCCGCCGCCACCACCACCCAUGCAGCCGGGAGCGGGCCGGGCAAAACGGGCGAGGGUGAGAAAGAGAGGGAGAAGGUUCUGGUAGAACCCGAAAAGGUGGUGACCGAGCCGCCCGCCGUCACCCUGCUGGACAAGAAGGAGGGUGAGCAGGCCAAAGCUUUAUUCGAGAAGGUCAAGAAGUUUCGCGUGCACGUGGAAGAAGGGGACAUUCUGCACAGAAUGUACAUCCGGCAGACGGUCCUCAAGGUGUGUAAGUUCUUGGGGAUCCUCAUCUACAACCUGGUCUACGUGGAGAAGAUCCGCUUCCUGGUGGCCUGCCGGGUGGAGACGUCCGAGGUCACGGGCUACGCCAACUUCUGCUGCAACCACACCAAAGCCCACCUGUUCUCCAAGCUGGCCUUCUGUUACAUCUGUUUUGUGUGCGCCUAUGGCCUCACCUGUCUCUACACGCUGUACUGGCUCUUCCACCGGCCCCUCAAGGAGUAUUCCUUCCGCUCGGUGCGGGAGGAGACGGGCAUGAACGACAUCCCGGAUGUGAAGAACGAUUUCGCCUUCAUGCUGCACCUCAUCGACCAGUACGAUUCGCUCUACUCCAAGCGUUUCGCCGUCUUCCUCUCGGAGGUCAGUGAGAGCCGCCUCAAGCAGCUCAACCUCAACCACGAGUGGACGCCGGAGAAGCUACGGCAGAAACUGCAGCGCAACGCCCGGGGCCGCCUAGAGCUGGCCUUGUGUAUGCUCCCGGGCUUGCCAGACACGGUCUUCGAGCUGAGCGAGGUGGAGGCGUUGCGCCUGGAGGCUGUGGGUGACAUCACCUUUCCUCCGGGACUCUCGCAGCUCGUGCACCUGCAGGAACUCAGUCUGUUACAUUCGCCCGCCCGGCUGCCCUUCUCUUCGCAAAUUUUCCUGCGGGAUCGGCUCAAGGUGAUCCGAGUCAAGUGUGAGGAGCUGCGGGAGGUGCCCCUGUGGGUGUUCGGGCUGCGGGGCCUGGAGGAGCUUCAUUUAGAAGGGUUGUUUCCUCCCGAGCUAGCCCGGGCAGCCACCCUGGAGAGCUUACGGGAGUUGAAACAGCUCAAGGUGCUGUCGCUGCGGAGUAACGCAGGCAAGGUGCCAGCCAGCGUCACCGACGUGGCUGGCCACCUGCAGCGGCUCAGCCUGCACAACGACGGGGCCCGCCUGCUGGCGCUCAACAGCCUCAAGAAACUAACGGUGCUGCGGGAGCUGGAGCUGGUGGCGUGCGGGCUGGAGCGUAUCCCGCACGCCGUCUUCAGCCUGGGCGCGCUGCAGGAGCUGGACCUGAAGGACAACCACCUGCGCUCCAUCGAGGAGAUCCUGAGUUUCCAACAUUGCCGGAAGCUGAUCACGCUGCGGCUAUGGCACAACCAGAUCGCCUAUGUCCCCGAACACGUGCGCAAGCUCCGGAGCCUGGAGCAGCUCUUCCUGGCUUACAACAAACUGGAGACGCUGCCCAGCCAGCUGGGCUUGUGCACCGGCCUCCGGCUGCUGGAUGUGUCUCACAACGGCUUGCGCUGCCUGCCUCCCGAGCUGGGCCUCCUGCAGAACUUACAGCACCUCGACGCCUCUUACAACGCCCUCCAACUCCUGCCCGACGAGCUGUUCUUCUGCCGCAAGCUGCGCACGCUGCUGCUCGACUACAACCAGCUGAGCCACCUCUCGCCCCACGUGGCGGCCCUGGGGACCCUCAGCCGCCUGGGGCUCAAGGGCAACAGGCUGGAGGCGCUGCCCGAGGAGCUGGGCAACUGUGGGAGUCUCAAGAAGGCCGGGCUGCUGGUGGAGGAAGUCGUGUAUCAGGGCCUGCCUGCUGAUGUGCGAGAGAAAUUGGAGGGAGAAUGA